AUGUCUACACCAGCUGAAUACUACCGAUCUCUACCACCUGUGAGCAAGGCCUAUGGAGUGGCCUGUUUGAUGACCACAGCUGCAUAUUAUCUGCAACUUUAUGAUGCAUGGAACAUAGCCCUUGAUUAUGGCCUAGUGUUUAAACGCCUUCAUGUUUGGAGGCUUAUAACGAAUUUCUUCUUUCUUGGCUCAUUUUCAGUUCCAUUUGCAGUCCGUCUGAUAAUGAUAGCAAAAUAUGGUGUUGCAUUGGAAAGAGGACCCUUUGACAAGAGAACUGCGGAUUAUGUUUGGAUGGUCAUAUUUGGUGCAUUCUCACUUCUGGUGAUUGCUGCUGUGCCAUUUUUAUGGUUUCCAUUCAUGGGAUAUUCCUUAGUUUUCAUGAUCGUCUAUGUUUGGAGCCGCGAGUUUCCAAAUGCACGAAUCAAUAUUUAUGGUGUUGUGUCACUGAAGGGAUUUUACCUUCCAUGGGCUUUGCUAGCUUUGGAUUUAAUUUUUGGAAACACUUUAAAGCCAGACAUUUUAGGGAUGCUUGCAGGACAUCUUUAUUACUUUUUAACAGUGCUUCAUCCUCUUGCUGGGGGAAAGUUCAAAUUCAAUACUCCUCUCUGGGUUCACAAAAUAGUGGCAUAUUGGGGAGAGGGUACCCAAAUAAACGCCCCAGUUCAAUCUAAUCCAUCAGCUGGAAUUGUAUUCAGAGGAAGAAGCCACCGUCUUGGUGGGAAUCAAACAACAAGAAGCAGUGCAGAGCAAAGUGAAGGGAAUGCUUCCUCCCCUCAACAGCAGAAUCAGGGUAAUGGAAUUGCUUUUCGUGGAAGAAGUUAUCGUUUAAAUGGAUGAGUUUGGUAACAUGAUUUGUCUGUGUAUGAACCUCUCUUUUAUAUAAAUUUUAUUUAAUUAAUUGAUAUGUUAUGCCAUCAAAACCACAAAACAGUAAAUGUUUUGAUGUGGUGAAUCAUUUAACAGAAGUGGGGUUCACAUCACUGCCUGAAUCAUGAGCUUCCUACGUAUUUUGUCUAUCUUAACAUUUAGUAAUGAAAAUUAUAAGAACCACUU
Molecule: messenger RNA, 1053 nt
Organism: Abrus precatorius (Indian licorice)
Lineage: Eukaryota; Viridiplantae; Streptophyta; Magnoliopsida; Fabales; Fabaceae
Product: derlin-1.1-like
Exons: 7
Coding region: 1-837 (278 amino acids)
Biological process (GO): endoplasmic reticulum unfolded protein response
Cellular component (GO): endoplasmic reticulum membrane; Hrd1p ubiquitin ligase ERAD-L complex
Molecular function (GO): misfolded protein binding; ubiquitin-specific protease binding
Source: RefSeq, a predicted model, not a curated record